AUGGGAACAUGUUCUUUGGAUUUAGGAUCUUCUUGGUUUGUGGGUUUCCAUGGUUCUAAACAUUUGUUUACCAACCGGGUUUAUAAAGUUUCUGCCAAACCGUUUACAAUUAGCAGAAGUUCGCUGACUGCUAUAUAUAUCCUUCAGGUAUGAUCAUUUGUUGAUUGUGCUAUUUCUUUGCAAGUCCAAUCCUCUCUUGCCCGUCAGGAGUUUGAAAUAACCCACAGAUACGCCUGUACAUAUCAUAGAUGUUAUCGAUUGUAACAAGGACAACUGAAAGGGAAAUGGUUAAACAGUCUCUUGGUAACUGCAUGGAUUAAAACUUAGAACAGUUGUUUUCAUCUAUCAGAAGGAAAAAUCUCUUUUCAACUUGGAAAAGUUGUAUCGCCUUAGUCUGAUAUACAGUUAUCUAUAAUUUUGCGAAGGGUGACAUGGGGACCAGUCUUCAUUGAUUCUGAUCAUGAAUGACAACCUUGGAUAUACCUUCUAGGCGAUCAGAAGAACCACCGUGUGACCAAAGUUGCUUAAUAUACUUAAUCUAACAACUCUACCACCAAACAGUCACGUAAAGUCAUUGUACAUCUAACGUUAGCCGUUGUUAAAAGGGCACUAAUGACGAGCCUAACUUGUUCUGCAACUGCUUCGCUGCAAGACGGGUUGAAAAGCUAUUAAUAUCUUUUGCGCUUUUUACUACCCGCAAGUCAAACCGGUUUUGUCGGUUGCAAAAACGUUGCCGCAAAAUAUAGAACUGCUCUAUAUCUAUUUUUUGUAACAAAUUUCCCCAACCUACUACAACCUAAUUUGAAUUAGUUGUUUGUUUCGUGGAUAUACUAAGAUGAGCAAUACGUUUUUCAACUCAUUUACAUCAAUGUUGUAAAUCAAGUUUCCCCUUUUUUGCUCCUUUUUCAUAGUACUGUAGCUUUACAGUUGUUACCUCUUUAAAGGUGAACGCCGGUGUUGAAGAUACUCAUUUACUGCGGGGAAAAGUUAUCAACCUGGACUUACACUGUGCCGCAACAUGGAGUGGAAACCAAGUUGUAAAUUUUUAUAAUUGCCUUACGUUCAAACUGGAAGGGAACGAAACUCGUAUAGGUUUGUUUCUUCUUUGUAAUACGUAUAUGUUAUGACAAUAACAGUUGCAGUCAAAAGCGGUGUAACCAAAUCGUUUCCCAUUUCUCGGACGUUUUUUACACCGAUUUAUCUUCAGUGCUAAAGUUUUUGUUUCCAUCGCUCUAAUUUGCUGUGAAAGCAAGACAAUCUAAAUCUUUUAAUGAUAGACCCCGCGGCUUCAUCGUUCGCAAAUAUUUUAGUUGAUUUGGGGUUAUUGUUCAUAUUCGUUGUCAUUGUUGAUAUAAAUAAGUUUUGUUAUAAUAAUUAUAAUUAGCUCCUUUUCUGCCGGCAUGGUACUGUCAGUAAGAAAGUCCAAUAAAAUUUUGUUCAUGUUUAGCAUUAAUGGGACGAAAGUGCAUUUCAAAAACUUACUUUUACCAUUGCAUUCUGUGAGGUCUUGUUGAUAAGUCAUCAAAUUCUACGGUAAAUUCUUCAUUCUAUAUGACAUCGUUAUCAACUUCAGGCCUAGAUGACACAAGCAAAAAUUAUUCACUAAAGAUCUUCAAAGUCAACACCCCUUAUAGUCUUUGCUACUACACAAGCAUCGCAUUCGUAAUCAUCUUGUAAGAAUCUACUACACCAGCUCUCCUAAAUCUAAAAGCCAAUUGAUUUGCUAUCCUAACCGUAAAAUAAUGAACAUAAUGAUAAACAAUGUUGUUCUAUUGUUUUCUGCGACCAAUGAGGAGAUACCUUACGAGCAUCUCCUACAGUAUACUGAAUUGUAAACCAGCAACUGAAAGUAAGCGUCGUGUCACUGGGACGAAAUUAUUUUAACUGGUCCUAAACACAACGAAAGGCAGCUGCAAGGUAAAGGAGAUAUGUCGUGGUGCAGACUUGAAAAAGUUUCUCAACACUGUUACUCGUAAAUAUGAAGGAGAGUCAGAUUUAUUGGGUCAUUUAAUAUACACCACGCAUAUGUGGGCAGAAUCACAGAAAUUCUAGUUCCUGUGUACGGACUAAGCGGUCAUUCUGACCCCGUCUGCUUUACGCACAAAUUUAACAUCAUCACCAGUAGGUGGUAGGUGAAUUCUUUCUCUGAGAAAGAAUUUUCAAAUUAUCUUCAUACCCUUCCAUGGUGAUCAGCAGUCGAUGCUUUUUCUGAUGUUGACGACAAACUUACAAUUUGGAAUGCCUGGUCUGUUCAUGAAAUAUUUAGAACAAGCCGGCAUAUUACUUUUCACUUUAUAAGGCCAGUGAAAAACAAAGAACUACUGGAAUGGAUCUUUGACUGAAUGCAUUCUUCAGCAAAUAUGUGUGAGGGACAAGUUAAAAGCACGCCAAAAAAGAGAGUAAUAUAUAUGCUAAGAACAAUGUACCAAAGAGUCAGAAACGAUGUCGUUAUACUUAUUUUCAGUGCAAGUCAGAGUAUUUCAAAGAGAAGAUUCUUCCAAAUCAUCAGUCACUUUCACGGCAAACCUAGACAGAAGAAGUCCCGUUGGGCUCAGUUCUAGGCCCUAUCCUCUUCUCUAUAUACGUGAAAGAUCUCUCUUUUUCUGAAGGAAACUGAAGUAAAAAUCUAUGCGGCCGACGCAACUACUUGGCCAGGUCGGGCCAAUUGUUGUGAAAUACAGCAAACUCUAAAUGGGAGUCUAAGAGAAACUAACCAAAAGGUGUUUAAAAGUCGACGAAAUGAAACCAAAAAAAAUCACCAUACGAUGAUUGGGGGGUAAAUAAUCAGGCUUUAUUAAACCAGGUAAAAGCCCUCUAGGUGAGAUGAAGAGUACUGAAAUAAAUGUGUUAUAACAAGGAAAUGAAUAAAAGCUAUCUUCAUAAAGCAUUAAGACGGAAUCCGUCAGGAAAUUGAGUAAUUUUAAUUUUCAGUAGACAAAAGCCUUGUACCAGAAUAAUUUAAAGCAUAUUGCAUUCUUUUUUACAUUUUUCAAGGGCUACAGAUGUAAUUAGUUAUCUGUAAUGACACCAAAGAAAAUUUUCUAUGAGAGAUUGUGAGAAAAUAAACGUCAAAUUUCACAAUGACACCUUACACAUUAAUAUUUCAGAAUUUAACCUAUGUUUUCAAAAUUGUUGUGAAAUUUGACUUUUAUGUUGCAACACCACAAAUUCAUAUCCUGUCACAUCACAUCCUACUCGAAAAAACUGCGAUAAACCAAAAAGACGAAGCAUCUACUCAUUGGUUAAUCCAAACUAAAUAGUCAUAGUGGAAAAAAAAACUUCUUCUUUUCCAUUGACAACGCAAGGCUAGAGAAAUCAGUAGGUGAAAAGCUUAUUAACUGGUGUAGCCAUCGACCCUCACCUUUCAUAAGAGUUACACAUUGACUGUUAUUAUUAUCAUAAUUGUUAUUACUAUCAUCAUCAUCAAUAAUGUUAUUAUCAUUAUUAUUAUUAUUACUAUAAGGCAGUACUACAUGUCUGGGUGCUCAUAAUAUUGAUGAAAUAACACAGGAGAUGGGCGUCUGGCGUUAACUAGCCUGCGAGCAGGCUCACUUCUGCGAGUCCGGGAAAAAAUGUUUCCUCGCCCUAUUCUUCUUAAUGCCCGUAAAAUGUUCCAUGAACUCGCACAAGUGAGCGUGUUUGCAGGCUAGACCGUAACCAACCCCACCGCCGUUAAAUCUUUUUCUUUUAUUUAAACUUUCGAAUUUUUUAAAAUAUCACUGCUUUACGGUAGAAAAAGAAAAUGGUUUCAAUUACUGGUAUUCUAAAUUUUCGAACUUAAAAAAAAAUGCCUUAGGCCCGGUUCAGACGCCGAACUUUUCAUGAGCCGAACCUAAUUCGAAUUAAGGCCGACCCAAAUUAUUUAGACCGGCUGAAUCGAUUCAGACGCCGAUCUUAAUUCCAGCCGAACUAAAUUCAAAAGGAGAAAAAUGCUCAUUUCGGUCAAACUACUUACAAAAUACGUUAAAAUAAUUCAUGCAUUAGGUUCGGUACAUGAAAAGUUCGGCGUCUGAAUCAAAGCCGUUCCAAAGUCGCUCCAAAGGCGAAAUUCCCGGCUGGGCCAGGCGAAAAGAACGGCUGAGCCGUUCCAAAUUGAAACAGGCGUUCCUAAUUGAUUCAGACGCCGAACUUUUCAUGUACUUAAUUCAAUGUAUUAGGUUCGGCUCAUGAAAAGUUCGGCGUCUGAACCGGGCCUUAGUUGAAACAAAGGAAAGUUUUAUUGUUUAUUACACCAAUAUGGCCGCCUUGACGCUGAGGAGGAAAUAAUCUAUGGUGUGGCUAUUAAAAUAAGACCUCUUUGGCAAUAAUUUAACAUGGUACCAUUAUGUAUUUCAGCUUUUCGAAGUAAAGUUUGAAAAUUUGUUUGAAAUUUGACUUUGGACACGUUUGGCAGUGGAAGGGUCAAACAAAUAACCGUUGUAGCGAAGAUAGUAUGACGUUAGUACCUAAUGUAUUCUUUGUUUGAGUUUCAGAUCGCUGGCAGAUAGCUCAAUCGCUCUCCAGUAUGUUUUGGGGCCAAAGGUGACAAGUCUGGAAACUUCAGCACUCCAGCUGGAAAGUUAGCUGCCAUAAAGCUGGUUUAUCUGUACGGUUAUGUAUCCUGCAGCACCCUUGUGUCUUCCUAUAGGCCUUACUGGGGCUGCGGUAUCGAUCCAAGGAACGCAAAAAACACUCAUCGACAAGUCAACGUUAUCAUAACAAACUCAAGCAAUCACUUUCUACUGCCAACAAAUCAGUUCAUCAGCGAUGUAACCAUGACGUGGUACACGAUUCCUGGGUAUAACUCCCUCUCACCUGAGCUUGUUCUGUCAGUUUUCUUGAAUCCUAUUAGCUGGUCUUCCAAUCAAGUGUUACGUCUGUGGUACGGUGAAGAUCUGGCGAAUCACAAAGAGCAGGGAGACAACGGGGGAAGAGUUUGCGCUGAUGUUUAUUCGACCUACGAUUGA
Messenger RNA from Porites evermanni, 4946 nucleotides. The record is from the annotation of a GenBank genome assembly. Lineage: Eukaryota; Metazoa; Cnidaria; Anthozoa; Scleractinia; Poritidae.